AUGCCUGAUGUGAAACUUGACAUCCGAUGCAUCUUAGAUAACCUCCAUCAAGGCCCCAGGACUAUCCACGCCAUACAAGCUAUCCGCGCUAUGAUUGACAAACACAGCGAAUCAGCUAUCUGGCUUGCUGGACACUCUUUGGGAGCCGCCCUAGUGUUGCUGGCCGGGAAGACCAUGAAAAUUUCUGGAUUCCUUCUCGAGAGUUACAUAUUCAACCCACCCAUCAUAUCUAUUCCUCUAGAGCAGCUACCUGGCGGCGUUCUACUUAAAGGUGUGUUUCGAAUCACCGAGAGCCUCGUCAAAGCUACUGCAGCUACUGUUACUAUGGCCUUAACUGAUCAACGGGUUCAAGAAGAUUCCAAAACAGCAUUGUGGAUACCUUAUUUAUAUGUGAAUCCAGCAGAUCCAAUAUGUGCAGGAUACAUUGAUUACUUCAAACACAAAAUCUUCAUGUCUAAGAUCGGAGCAAGCCACAUCGAGAGAAUCGGUUCUAGAAGCUCAUUUAGAAAUCCAUGGACCCGAAGAAUAGGAACAUCAUCAUCAUCAUCAUCACCACUGUCUGAUUUGUCAAUGGAACCUCUUCACCUUCUUCCAUCAGCAGAUAUGACUGUAAACAAGAACAAAUCGGCUUCGUCUAUGGCAGCUCAUGGGCUUCACCAAUGGUGGGAGCAAGACUCCGUCCUAAGGAAAAAUUGGAAAAACUGUUUGAUUAGGCCCGAUCCUGGAGACAAAUCUUGAAGAGUGCAUCAAAUGAUAAAUUAGAGGGCCAUAUAAUAAGGUUUUUUGUUUGGUUAAAUUGAUGUAUGCCUCUUAUUUAUGUUCUGCUGAUCGUUAGUUUGGAACACUCUAUCUACCCUUUUCCAUGGCACUAUGGUUCGUUUCCGUUCAUAUCUUGUUUUUCUGUCUUUUCCAUGUUUUGGAAUCAUUAAUUGAACAAAAAUGGAUUGUGGUUGGAUUUCAAUUUUAUUAUGGCCGGUUUUGGUGAGAUAUCCGACCUUUAAUGGUGUUAUGUUUUG
Messenger RNA from Arabidopsis thaliana (thale cress), 1016 nucleotides. RefSeq names its product Lipase class 3-related protein. The coding region runs from base 1 to 738 and encodes 245 amino acids. NCBI's taxonomy places the organism in Eukaryota, Viridiplantae, Streptophyta, Magnoliopsida, Brassicales, Brassicaceae. Gene Ontology annotation, biological process: lipid metabolic process. The record is from RefSeq and is marked reviewed. The transcript is spliced from 2 exons.